AUGGCCGUCAUACCUGGAUUGCCAGGCUUGCGGGUCACUGUCGAGGUCGCCGGCGAAGCCCUACCGGAACAUGAUAACGAUACUACCGAUACGGGUCACGCAUAUCUUCAGCACAGAACCAAAAAGUAUAUUGAGGCACCGGCAGGGGAAGCAUUCGAGAUUCGCACGCUAUAUCAAGCUCCUUUCGAUCCGCCUCUGCCCAUCCACGUAGAGGUAAUGUUAGAUGGGAACUACGUGUUGGCCCCAUAUUUUGAACGUGGUGGCAAAGACGGUUGCGAAGGCUACAAGUAUGGCAAAGCGAUGUUUAUGGCAGAAGGGGAGGUCGAGACUCGCAACUUCUGCUUCUCUGCACUUACGAUUGAGGAACGCGAUGAUCCGGUCACGGAGGAAACAAAGCGCAAGAUCUCCUGCAUUGGUCAAAUCACAGUGUAUCUGUACUACAUUGAGCGCCUGGACGAAGCAAGAUCUACUGCUAUACCUCGAGCACUUUUUGACAGCGACGAAGCACUCACUCACAAAGCGAUGAAAGCGGCCGUCAGCCAAGGCGACUCGCUCACUUGUCAGACCAGCUUGUCGGCGCCGGAGAAGCAAGCGGAUGUUACAUGCAACGAAGUCAAGACAACAGAUGAUGCGCCCUUUGCAGCAUUUACCUUCUUCUACAGGUCUACAGCUGCACUCAAGUCCCUCGGCAUCAUCGCGCGCACGCCUUCGCCCUCACAGGAGCCCGAGCCUGAGCCCAAAGACAUUGAGUCAAUGAACAAGGAAGAGCUCAUGGCCGAGCUGCUUCGCAUCCGGAAGGCACAGGACCAAGCAGCGCGGAUCAAAAGAGAGCGGCAAGAGGAGCGCGAGGAUAGUGCGGUCACGAUAGGAGGUGAGGAUGAUGAGGUCGAGUGGAUCGGGUCUCAGCCAAGCAAGAGGCAGCGUAGAAGUCCGGGUGAGGAUGAUGAAGUUGUGGACCUUGAGGAUUGA
This is a messenger RNA of Parastagonospora nodorum SN15, 969 nucleotides long. RefSeq lists its product as hypothetical. The transcript has 5 exons. NCBI's taxonomy places the organism in Eukaryota, Fungi, Ascomycota, Dothideomycetes, Pleosporales, Phaeosphaeriaceae. The record is from RefSeq and is a predicted model, not a curated record. The coding region runs from base 1 to 969 and encodes 322 amino acids.